UGGCAGGUUAUUGGAAAGAGUAUUUUGAUUGGUUAUGGAAUAACUUUCUUUGCUGGAGGUUGCUUAGCACUCUUCUCACCAUUAUUCAAUUUGGCAACAAAUGAUCAGUGGCACUUAAUGAAAGCAGGGGUUCCUCAUUUGAUUGUCUACACUGCAUUUUUCUACUUCUCAAUCUCUGCUUUCCUCACUUCUUUCAUUCUAAAUGUUAUCUUCCUAUACUGCCCUGUACUCAACACACCCAAAUCCUCAUUCAAGGCGUAUCUGAAUGAUUGGAAUGGUAGAUCAUGGGCCUUAUUGGCUGGGAUUCUGUGUGGGAUUGGGAAUGGUUUACAAUUCAUGGGAGGUCAAGCUGCAGGAUAUGCCGCAGCUGAUUCUGUUCAGGCACUUCCUCUUGUGGGCACCUUCUGGGGAAUAGUUCUGUUCGGAGAAUAUCGGAAGUCGUCGAAGAGAACAUACAUCUUGCUGGUGAGCAUGAUAGCCAUGUUUAUCGUGUCGGUAGUAUUGCUCAUGGCAUCAUCUGGGCAAAGGGCGACAAGCUGAAAAUGUGAGACCAAGAAUCCUAGUACUUCAUGUCAAUGUACAGGGAUCAUGAAACAUAGAAUCUCUCAGGCUACUGCUGCAGUUGAGGGCAGCUUCAAAUCCAGAAGGAAAACAAAAAAGGAAUUUGUGAUUUCAAAUCCUAUAUAUGUAUUUGUCUUGAAUGAAUUAAUAACCAGAUACUAUAUUUCGGUGAAGGAUUCUUUAAAUUUCUUUGUUUGGGCGUUUACUCAACUACUUGAAACUCUGGAAGAAAAUACACAAACGGAUGGGUGUGAACAAUACAGCAUUACUAGGCAAUGUGAACAAAGUAAUAUAACAAAAAGAAGACAAGUGUUCUGUAAUUUAUCACAUCAUUUGAUGCACACCUGUUUUUUUUCUUAGGAAAAUUAUAAGAUUAUACACUCCUGGAUUUGGGAUUACAAGGUUACUUACUGUUUCAUUUAACAAAAUUAUUCAAAAUUGUUAUGUUUGUCUUGAAUUCUUGACCCAUUUUGAAGAUUGACCCGCUCUGACAAAUUUUGAUGGCAAUCUCAAUAAGAUUUUUUAUGAGGUCUAUGAUGAUAGCAUCAGCCCAACCCCAGAUGGAUUAAUCGGACUUAGAGAU
Molecule: messenger RNA, 1144 nt
Organism: Macadamia integrifolia
Lineage: Eukaryota; Viridiplantae; Streptophyta; Magnoliopsida; Proteales; Proteaceae
Product: ureide permease 1-like
Exons: 2
Biological process (GO): nitrogen compound transport
Cellular component (GO): membrane
Molecular function (GO): uracil:monoatomic cation symporter activity; allantoin:proton symporter activity
Source: RefSeq, a predicted model, not a curated record